Molecule: messenger RNA, 1509 nt
Organism: Ctenocephalides felis (cat flea)
Lineage: Eukaryota; Metazoa; Arthropoda; Insecta; Siphonaptera; Pulicidae
Product: calnexin-like
Biological process (GO): protein folding
Cellular component (GO): endoplasmic reticulum membrane; endoplasmic reticulum
Molecular function (GO): calcium ion binding
Source: RefSeq, a predicted model, not a curated record
AUACCAUACAACAGUCCAGUUGCAGCACCAGGGCAAUUCUUUUUUGCUGAGCAUUUUGAUAACCUUCAGAAUUUUAAUAAGCGAUGGAUUCGAUCUGAAGCAAAGAAGGAAGGAGAUUUAGAUGAGGAAUUAGCAAAAUAUGAUGGUGUUUGGGAAGUGGAAGCUCCACAGAAACAGCUCAUGAAAGGAGACUUGGGAUUAGUUUUGAAAUCAAAGGCUAAACAUGCAGCCAUUUCAGCAAAAUUAGAUAAACCAUUUGUAUUUAGUGACAAACCUCUAAUAGUACAAUAUGAAGUCACAAUGCAGGAUGGUCAAGAAUGUGGAGGUUCAUACAUUAAAUUAUUAUCAGCUGGACCUGGUACUUCAAAUCUUAGAGAGUUUCGUGAUAACACUCCAUACAGUAUUAUUUUGGGUCCUGAUAAAUGUGGAGUGGACUCUAAAUUUCAUUUCAUAUUUAGACAUACAAAUCCUUUAAAUGGAUCAAUUGAGGAAAAGCAUUGCAAAAAACCAAGGGAACGCUUUGAUGAUGUCUUCUCUGAUAAAUUACCUCAUUUAUACCGACUUGUUUUGAGACCAGACAAUACAUUUACCAUAACUAUAGAUGGUAAGGUCGUUAAUGAAGGAUCUCUGUUAUUAGACUUUACACCACCAGUUAAUCCUCCUCAAGAAAUACCUGAUCCUGAUGAUGUCAAACCAGAAAAUUGGGAUGAUAGAGAAAGGUCCAAAAACAAAAUACCUGAUCCUGAAGAUAAACCUGAUGAUUGGGAUGAGGAUGAGCCUGCACAAAUUGUUGACCCAUCUGCAGAAAAACCUGCUGGUUGGUUGGAUACUGAAGAAGAAAUGAUUCCUGACCCUGAUGCAGUCAAACCCGCUGAUUGGGAUACUGAUAUGGAUGGUGAUUGGGAAGCUCCUUUGAUUCCUAAUCCUGCUUGUGAAGGUGCUGUUGGUUGUGGCUUAUGGAAAGCACCAUUGAUAUCAAACCCGAAAUAUAAAGGAAAAUGGCGAGCACCAUAUAUUACUAAUCCUAAUUAUAGAGGGAAAUGGGCACCUAAAAUGAUAGCCAAUCCUGGUUAUUUCCAAGAUUUACAGCCUUUUAAAAUGGCUCCUAUAGCAGCUGUUGGUAUAGAAUUGUGGUCAAUGUCUUCUAAUUUAUUAUUUGAUAAUAUUGUAAUAACUGAUAAUGAGAAUAAUGCUAAUUCAUGGGCUGAUGCUACUUUCAUUCUUAAAAAAGUCCACCUUGAUAAAGAAUCGAAAUCACUACAGCAUCGAUUUCUGCGUCUGCUGAAUUUCAAGCCUUUGGCUUGGUGGUAUAUGCAGUAUACUAUAAUACCAGGAAGCAUUCAGAGAUCGUCGAAACGACAUGACGCCAGUAGCAGGAUGAGGCCUGCCUCCGAUCCAAUCAAUUUACCUUUUGAUUAUGUAAAAAAUGUUGUCGGAAGUCAAACGGUAAGAAAAUCUCAUACUGAUACAUAUUUCCCAUUUGGGCCCCCCUCAGGAUUAGUGGAGUAG